Schizosaccharomyces osmophilus is the source of this 1227-nucleotide messenger RNA. RefSeq names its product NADPH dehydrogenase, (Old yellow enzyme) involved in small alpha,beta-unsaturated carbonyl compound. Gene Ontology annotation, molecular function: FMN binding; oxidoreductase activity. The coding region runs from base 1 to 1227 and encodes 408 amino acids. The record is from RefSeq and is a predicted model, not a curated record. Lineage: Eukaryota; Fungi; Ascomycota; Schizosaccharomycetes; Schizosaccharomycetales; Schizosaccharomycetaceae. The transcript has a single exon.
AUGACAAUUAAAGUUGAAAAUACUAGUAUUCACGACUCCCUGCUUUUUGACCCCAUAAAGGUCGGGAAUAUGGAACUUCAACAUCGCAUCGUGCAUGCUCCGGCUACCCGGCUGCGCUGUCAUGAAGAUGGAAUGGUAAUGACAGAUUUGGUAAAGGAAUAUUACAGCCAAAGAAGUGCUAUACCUGGAACAUUUCUUAUUACAGAGUCUAUUUUCUCUGGUCCAAAGUCAGGUGGAUUCACGAAUAUCCCUUGCCUGUAUAAUGAAAAGCAUGUUGAAGCAUGGAGGCCGAUUGUUAAGGCCAUUCACGAAAAGAAAUGCUUUGUAUUCAUGCAAUUUUGGAAUCUUCCAGGAGAAUUGAAGCCAGAGUAUCUCGUUGAUCAAGAAAACCUGGAAAAUAUUAGCCAUGGAGAAUGUCCCAUGGAUCCAACAGGACUACCAGCAGCCUUGGGCAGUGUCUAUUCCAUCUGUGGAGAAGAAUUGUAUAUGGAUAAGUAUAUGAACAAGUCUUCUAUUGAUGAGCAUAUCGCAGAGUACACCGAGGCCGCCAAACGGGCUGUAUUUGGAUGCGGUGCAGAUGGUAUAGAAGUUCACCAAGUUAACGGAUUUUUACUCGACAAAUUUGUCUUAAAUGGUUUUGGUGAAAAGUGCGAUCCAAACUACAGAGGCACAUUAGAAAACCGAGUUCGAUUUUGUUUGGAACUUCUUGGGUCAGUUGUCAAAGCAAUUGGACAAGAAAGAGUAGGUUACCGCAUAUCGCCAUACUCAGAUAUUUGGAAAUCCAAGGAUCAUGUGGAAGCGCACGUGUAUGUGGUCCAGAAACUUCGAGAAAAUUUCAAAAAGCUUGCUUAUUUGCAUGUGAUAGAACCUCGAACAUAUUGGACAGGCCAUCAGCAUAUUCUUCGAGAACAAAAUUCCCUCGAGUACCAAAAGCUAUGGAAACAACCACUCUUGAGUGCCGGAGGACAUGAUCAGAAUUCCGCUUUGCAAUUGACAACCCAAGACAAUGUUUUGGCAGUCUUUGGAAGAUAUUUUUUGGCCAAUCCAGAUUUGCCGUUUCGUCUCAAAUACAAUAUUCCCCUAAAUCGAUGGAAUCGCGCCAGGUUUUAUACCAAAAAGAGCCCGGAGGGCUAUAUCGAUUACCCAUUUUGUGACGAAUUUUUGAGCAAGGCAUUAAAAGUCGAAAAUGAAAAACAUCCUUCGGAAAAGCAAGAAUCCAAGAAUUAA